Messenger RNA from Staurois parvus, 322 nucleotides. The record is from the annotation of a GenBank genome assembly. NCBI's taxonomy places the organism in Eukaryota, Metazoa, Chordata, Amphibia, Anura, Ranidae.
CAGUCAUGUGGUCAGCUGUGUCCAAUCACAGCUGAUCGCAUGGGACAUGUACAUUGAUCAUCAGGUCACUGAUGAUCAGUGUGCCCUGAUGAUAAGUGUAACCCCAGCAGUGCCACCUGUCAGUGUCCAUCAAUGCCAGCUGUCAGCGCCCAUCAGUGUCACCUGCCAGUCCCCAUCAGUGCCACAUAUCAGUGCCUACCAGUGCACAUCAAUGCCACAUAUCAGUGCCCAUCUGAGCUGCCUUUCAAUGUCACCUAUCAGUGCCAGUCAGUGCCACCUAUCAAUGCGAGUUAGUGCCACCCAUCAGUGCUGCCAAUCAGUG